AUGAUCUAAUUAACAUACUAGUUUGGUUGCCAUGGCAAUGAAAGUAGUCUUUAACCUUCAUUUCCUAGCCUUUGUUUCUGUACUGUUACCUAUAACUUGUAUUCCCAUCAAUCUCACUUAUCCGGCAGUUUUUAACUUCGGUGAUUCGAAUUCAGACACCGGAGGCAUCCAAGCAGGAGUCGGUUUUCCCAUUAAACGCUUCUGCAAUGGCUAUUUGAUCAUUGACUAUUUUGUGACUGCAAUGAACCUAUCCUAUUUGAAUCCUUACUUGGAUUCAGUUGGUGCACCAAGCUUCCAAACAGGAUGUAAUUUCGCAACCGGAGGGGCUACCAUUCUUCCAGCCAAAGCAUCUGCAACAAAUCCAUUUUCCUAUGGAAUUCAGGUUGCUCAAUUCGUACGAUUCAAGGCUCGAGUUCUUGAGUUACUGGCUAAGAAAGACAAGAAGCUUCAACCAGUCCUCCCAUAUGAAGAUUAUUUCAAGCAAGGCCUAUACACUUUUGAUGUGGGACAGAAUGAUCUUGAUGGUGCAUUUUAUUCCAAAUCAGAAGACCAAGUUGUUGCUUCAAUUCCAGCUAUUCUGACAGAAUUGGAGACCGGAUUUGAGAAACUAUAUAACCAGGGGGCUAGGAAUUUUUGGAUUCAUAACACAGGUCCACUAGGAUGCCUACCAAGAAUUAUAGCAACAUUUGGGAAAGAUCCAUCAUAUCUGAACCAGGUUGGAUGUGUUGCUUCACAUAACCGUGCUGCUACUGCUUUCAAUGAACAGCUACAUGAUCUUUGCUUGAAAUUCAAGAAGAAUUUUCCUGAAGCUAAUGUUACUUAUGUUGACAUCUUCAAGAUAAAGUCGGACCUCAUCACAAACUAUGCUCAAUAUGGUUUCAAACAAGGCAUAGCUGCUUGCUGUGGGUACGGUGGUCCGCCUUUAAAUUUUGAUAACCGGAUAGCUUGUGGCCAAACCAAGAAUCUGAAUGGGACUGUGGUCACUGCUACACCGUGCAGUAAUCCAGCCGAGUAUGUGAAUUGGGAUGGUAAUCACUAUACAGAAGCUGCAAAUCAAUACGUAUCCUCGCAGAUAUUAAUAGGAAACUACACAGACUACUUCAACUCUUCCAUUGAAGGCAAACUUUCUUAUGGGAAUCCAAACGUUGAGUAGCAUGAAACACUGAACAACAAUGUAAUAAGUU
Molecule: messenger RNA, 1184 nt
Organism: Fragaria vesca subsp. vesca
Lineage: Eukaryota; Viridiplantae; Streptophyta; Magnoliopsida; Rosales; Rosaceae
Product: GDSL esterase/lipase At1g54790-like
Exons: 5
Coding region: 32-1153 (373 amino acids)
Molecular function (GO): hydrolase activity, acting on ester bonds
Source: RefSeq, a predicted model, not a curated record